This is a messenger RNA of Hemiscyllium ocellatum (epaulette shark), 1674 nucleotides long. RefSeq names its product NXPE family member 3-like. The transcript is spliced from 6 exons. The record is from RefSeq and is a predicted model, not a curated record. Bases 1 to 1674 code for a protein of 557 amino acids. Lineage: Eukaryota; Metazoa; Chordata; Chondrichthyes; Orectolobiformes; Hemiscylliidae.
AUGGAGGUGAGAUUUAAGAAGGACGUGAACACACUGUUUAUUCUGGUGAACAGUGAGCUCCAAACUCAUAACGAACCAAUCUGGGGAACAGAGGCAAGUUGGAAGAGUUACCCAUCUCCAAAGUUCUAUUCUACAACUGUACAACUAAAGGAGACGGAAACAUCUCUUUGGACAGGAAGACUGGUGCAAUGUGGAUACCAUAAUCACAGCUUCACCCCUGAAGAAAGAUCAGAGAGAACAUUCCUUAUGAAAAUGAUCGAAUGGCCUAAACCCCCCAACUCUGCUGUGCCCUUUCAGAAAAGCAGUGACCCAGCACAUGUUCAUUUUGUAAUUUUAAAUUCUGCAAAGACUUUCUAUGUGGGAGAUCAGCUACAAGUGAUGCUGCAGAUGUAUGAUUUUGAAGGUCACCCAAAGCGAUAUGGUGGUGACUAUCUCCAAGCUCGGAUCCACACCCCAGCUUUAAAGGCUGGUUCAGCAGGAACAGUUAUAGACAACCAAAAUGGAACUUACUAUAUUAAUUUUACUUUAUUCUGGCCAGGGAAAGUUGAAGUCUCUGUUUUACUGGUUCAUCCCAGUGAAGGGAUCCAAGCACUUAAAAGACUACGUGAGGAACAACCAGAGAGAGUGUACUUUCAAAGUACAUUCAGAUCAGGAGCUGUCUCCGAGACCACUGUGUGUAAUCUUUGUUUGUCUCAAUCUCAACCACUCUGUAACUUUACUGAUAUCAGAACUGGGGAGCCCUGGUUUUGUUACAGACCUAAAGAACUUCCGUGCUCUGCUCGUGUCACCCACACAAUGGGAGGUUAUCAGCAGAAUCUCUUAAUAGGAGAAGAAGGACUUUACUUCCAAAGUGGAAUCAAUGUCAAGACACCCGUAUCGCCCAGUGAUCUGGAUUAUAUAACUGUAAAGCCUUCACCUCGUCCAGACCCUGGAAAAUGUUUCCCUGGGAAGCCUCUACUUUCACCAUCUGGGUUUUAUUAUCAGGAUCAGUGGAUGUCAACAAGCUGCAACAUUCAGCGUUUCAACACUCCUGCAACUAUUAUAAACUGUCUCCGUGGGAAAAGUGUCUACAUUUUUGGAGAUUCCACUAUACGUCAGUGGUUUGAAUAUUUGACAGAAUUUGUACCAGAUCUCAGGACAUUUAACCUUGGCAAUUCUAAAAAUACUGGCCCACAUCUCGCUUUGAAUAUAGAAAAAACAAUCAAGGUGGAAUAUUAUGCUCAUGGAACACCAAUCCGAAUUCUCCCCAUUUCAAGUCAGGACCUGCCAUUCAUCGCAAAUAAACUGGAUGAGAUCAAAGGUGGAAAGAACACUGUUAUAGCCUUCACCAUUUGGUGUCAUUUCAACACUUUCCCAGUUGAACCAUACAUCCGCAGGCUCCAGAACAUCCGCAGGUCAAUUCUACGAUUGCUGGAAAGGAGCCCAGAUACACUGGUUGUAAUAAAGACUGCCAAUGUCCAGGCCCUUCCGCGGGAGGUCAGUCUCUACAACAGUGACUGGUAUUCCUAUCAACUUGACUUAGUGAUGAGAAAGAUGUUUGAGGGCAUCAACGUGGCGUUUGUGGAUGCCUGGGAGAUGACAAUAGCACAUUACCUACCUCAUGAAUUACAUCCCAAAAGAAUUAUUAUAAAGAAUGAAGUAGAUGUAUUUCUUUCAUAUGUGUGUCCUUUAUGA